GGGUUCUUCAACUUCGAUCAAGAGUGCUAUAGGAAAUACGGGAAAAUAUGGGGUAUUUACGAUGGCCGCCAGCCCGUGUUGUGUGUUGCAGAUCCUGAAAUCAUAAAGGCCAUUCUGGUUAAGGAAUGCUACUCUUUCUUCACCAACCGCAGAAAUUUCCAUCUGAAUGGGGCCCUGUAUGAUUCCCUGUUCAAUGCUGAAGAUGAUCAAUGGAAAAGGAUCCGUAGUGUCCUAUCUCCUUCCUUCACCUCUGGGAGACUGAAGGAGAUGUUUGAAAUCAUGAAGAGUCAUUCUGCUAACCUGAUUCACAGCAUGAAGAAAAAGGCAGACAAAGGAGGAGCAUUAGAACUGAAGGAAUUCUUUGGAUCGUACAGCAUGGAUGUCGUAACCAGCACGGCCUUCAGCGUAGACAUUGAUUCACUGAACAACCCUUCAGACCCAUUUGUGACAAACAUCAAGAAGAUGCUGAAGUUUGACUUUUUAAACCCCCUCUUCCUUGCUGUUGCUUUCUUCCCCUUCCUCGGCCCCAUACUUGAAAAGUUUGAAUUUUCUUUUUUCCCCAAAUCUGUCACCGACUUCUUUUAUGCUUCUCUGGAGAAGAUUAAGUCCAACCGUGAGACCAGCCAGCAGAAGAGUCGAGUAGAUUUUCUCCAACUAAUGAUUGAUUCCCAAAAGAACAAUGGGUUGCAAAAGGACAAAAGAUUAAGUGACCAUGAGAUCCUUUCCCAAUCCAUGAUUUUCAUUUUUGCUGGUUAUGAAACAAGCAGCAGUUCUCUCACUUUCUUGGCUUACAAUUUGGCUACGAACCCAGAGAUCAUGAGAAAGCUCCAGGAGGAGAUUGAUUCCACCUUCCCCAACAAGGCUCCUGUUCAGUAUCAGCCUCUGAUGGAGAUGGACUACUUGGACAGCGUCAUCAAUGAGUCUCUCCGGUUGUUCCCCAUUGCUGCACGUUUGGAGCGUGUGGCCAAAGCAUCUGUAGAGAUAAAUGGCCUUGUGAUUCCAAAAGACAUGGUUGUCCUGGUCCCCACAUGGCCUUUGCACCGGGACCCUGAGAUAUGGCCAGAACCAGAGAAAUUCAAACCCGAGAGAUUCAGCAAGAAAAACAAGGAGGAUAUCGAUCCAUACACAUACAUGCCUUUUGGGGUAGGGCCAAGGAACUGCAUUGGGAUGAGAUUUGCUCUGGUGGUGAUGAAACUGGCAGUGGUGGAGAUCCUGCAGCGGUACAGCUUCUCUGUGUGUAAAGAGACCGAGAUCCCAUUUGAGAUGGAUGUCCAGGGUUUGUUAGCUGCCAAAAGACCCAUCCAACUGAAGCUGAUCCCUCGUUCCUAAUAGUCCAGCUGAAGAAUUAUAUCUAAAUCAAAUUGUGAUGUUAAUUUUGGGAAGUUUAUGUUACUUUCCUAUAAAUUAAGUUUUUGUAUUAAUAAUACAUCAAACUUACAUAGCACGUUUUAGAGUAUGUAAACAAGACUA
This is a messenger RNA of Poecilia latipinna (sailfin molly), 1470 nucleotides long. It is a transcript of the gene cyp3a65, whose product is annotated as cytochrome P450, family 3, subfamily A, polypeptide 65. Gene Ontology annotation, molecular function: steroid hydroxylase activity; oxidoreductase activity, acting on paired donors, with incorporation or reduction of molecular oxygen, reduced flavin or flavoprotein as one donor, and incorporation of one atom of oxygen; iron ion binding. The record is from RefSeq and is a predicted model, not a curated record. The annotation marks the transcript as partial. The transcript has 11 exons. Lineage: Eukaryota; Metazoa; Chordata; Actinopteri; Cyprinodontiformes; Poeciliidae.